Molecule: messenger RNA, 3394 nt
Organism: Phyllopteryx taeniolatus (common seadragon)
Lineage: Eukaryota; Metazoa; Chordata; Actinopteri; Syngnathiformes; Syngnathidae
Gene: ciz1a
Product: cdkn1a interacting zinc finger protein 1a
Exons: 15
Coding region: 204-2189 (661 amino acids)
Cellular component (GO): nucleus
Molecular function (GO): nucleic acid binding; zinc ion binding
Source: RefSeq, a predicted model, not a curated record
GAGGCAAUCGCUAGAGGGUGCCAAAGCACAGUCAUCUCGGAGCCGGAAAAACCAUUGUCGUUCAGUGUGUAGCAGCCGCGUUGAGGGGGCAUUUACAGUGCUAUUGUCUCUUGAAGUAUCUAAAUAACAAUCACCGUCGUAUUGUUUCUCCUUUGAGAGAAGCUCUGACAAGCACAACUGUUGAGCUAAAAGUAGAGCUCGUUAUGUUCAACCCGCACACCCAUCAACAGCAGCAGCAGUUCCACCAGCACCUGCGGCAGUUGCAACAACUUUUCCACCAGCAGCCUCCGCCGCCACCGCCGCCUCCUCCACCGCCACAGCCCGCUCCGGCUCAUCAUGUCGCCCAUCACCAUCACCAGACACCACGAGCCAUCCCUGUGCCUCCACAUACAGCGGCGCCUCCUCCCAGAAUGGUCAACCUGUGCCAGGCAACCCAGACCACCAUUAUCAGCCCCAAUCCUAUGCUCCAGGGAGCCUUAAUGAUGCAGCAGAUGCAAGGUAACAUGCGGGGCUUUGGAAUGGCCGGACAACAGUUCCGUCAAUUCUUCACGGCGACAAACAGGUCUCUGCUGGGGCCGGUACCAAUUGGCAUGGCAAUGAAGUCCCCCCUCAUGGGUUUCCCUGCUGCUGCCCGGCCCUUCCACCCUCACCCUCGCUUCUACAAUAAUCCCGCCCUAACCACCAGCGCGGCCGGCACAAGCACGGCCACCACUUCCUCUGUUACCGCCACCAGCACAGAUGCCGUUGUUCCGCAGUCGGACAAGAAAAGUGACAGCGAGCAGAUGGCAGACGGGCGUACAGCUGACAUUCCAGCAGUUAACAAGGACAGGACAACUGAACCAGAUGGUGUUCUGGAAUGGGUCGAUGGAUCUGCACAGAGCUUUGAGGAACAGCUUGAAGAACCUGCAGUGAAGAGGCAGAGGAUGGAAGGGUCUGAGGAGCCUAAAGAGGAUGCUGUUCUCAACACUGCAAAUUCAGAUGGCGAUAAUCUCGUUUCAGAAUGUAACAUAGAAGGCAGCCAGCUUGAUGACUGCCUUCUAGAGGAAAGAGGCCUGACACCAAGUUCAGGACCUGCUGAGGGAGUGGAGGAGUGCCAUGCCACCCUCGUGGGUGAUGGUGAGCCAUCAGACAAACAGGAAGCAGAGGGGAGUGCCGCAGAGGGUGUCAACAAGUUCUACUGCUACCUUUGCACCAUUACCUGCCACAGUCAGGAAAACUUUAGGAGUCAUAUGAACAGCGUUUCCCACCAGCAGAGGAUGAUGGAGAUUCAGCAUAUGAGCAACGCUUGCCUGGUCACACUGCUGCCACGAUUGCACGAGACUCUACAGGGGACCAGUAAAGAUGGAGAGAAAAAAGCAGACACGCAGCGCUGGUGUGCCACCUGUUGUGUUCACUACUCCACCAGUAUCUCGGACCAUCGGCGCACAGAGGAGCACAAAUUUGCGAGCAGAGCAGCUGUGUCGUCCUGCAGCGUAUGUAAGAAACACUUCAGGAGCUCCAAGCUAUUUGUGGCACACUUACAGUCCCAGGAGCACCGCCAGAGAUUAGAGAAGGAAAACUCUGUCACUUCAUCCAAGUUGCUGGACAAAGACGGUUUUGACUUGGAGGAAGAGAAGGAGGAGGAUGAUAGGCGCGACCCGGAUGAAGAAGACUUCCCUGAGAACCAGGAUGGAUGGAGCUCAGGUAGAGAGGUUACUCUGAAGGACAUGGCGAGUGAUGAGCAUUACGACCCUGACACCAUCUACGGGUCCAGCUUCUUUGUGCCCGUGGCCGGUUUCAUCUGCCAACUCUGCAACAAGUUCUACCAUUUUGACUCGUCGGCAUUACACACACACUGCAAGUCCCUCAAACACUUUGACAACCUCAAGAAACAUAAAGAAUCGCUCGAUGAAAACACCGGCAACAACAACCGCACGUCUUUAACAGGAACUACCACAGACUCUCUGGAAGGUGAUUGCCCCUCCAGUAACGCAGACUCAGUAUCAAAACUCAGCAGUACAGAAAACCAGCUCCAGGACAAUGCAGAGGAGCCCGGCACUUGUCAAACGUCGAAGGCUCCAGCCAAGCUCCCUGCUGACAGCACUGAUCUGCCAGCCUCCAAUGACAACACCAAUGAAGAAAACAAUGAAAAUGCUUUGCCGAAGCCAAACACCAGGCGCAGGUCCGGUAGGGCCGCAAACAGGCGCUGAUGGACGGAUGACAGACUUGACACCUCCUCAAAGAAUCUCUCCAUUUAAUCUUAAAUGUUAUGGUGGAGCAUGUCACCGAAAAAUGAUGGGAUGGACUAUUUCAAGGUGAGGAAAAAUUAGCCCAAUCCCAAUGAGACAAAAUUAAAUUGUGGAUUCAAAGGGCAAAAAUUAAUACAUACUCUAUAUUAUUGACACAUUUAUUUGCAAGGAAGGGUUCCUUAAAUUGAUAUACACUUGUGGGAACUAAAGGAAAAUUAUUUGUUACUAGUACUUUUGGACGCUCAAAAGUCAAACUCCCCAAAAGAUGUACGAUUUGUAUUUUAACCAUAAUGUCCGGGAAAAAAAAAACAAAAAACUUCGGUAUCUAAACCAGAAACUCUCUCAAGAUGUCAGCACAGUGAACUACUAAAAGAAUUUAUUCCCCAAGUGUAUUUGCUUUUUGUGGAUUUUUAAAUAAUAUCAACUACAUGACUAAUCCUACCCAUCUGAUACAAGCAAAAAGGGUAAACAAAUAUAUAUACAAAUUUCAUGAGCAACCGUUUUUGAGUACUCACCAAUGCCUGUAAGAUGCCACUAGGGUACACGAAACGACUUUGUGUUCCCCUCCAUUGUGUCUGUACAGCUUUAUUUGAAAGCUUGUCCAUCCAGGCAGAUUUAUGCUGCUCACAAGACUGCUUGUAUGUCAUGAUGUGUUUCAAAUCACAUUUGACCAUCAGUGUUUAUUAGUGGCAUUUUGGUGUCACAUUCUAGGUGUUAUUUAGUGAAGUUUUGAUAUUUGAUGGACGAAAAAAGGCUUGAGACUGCUUCUUAAACCACACACAGUUUAUUUUGGCUUCACUUUUUGCACCAUUCUGUUAUGAAAGGGGUUCACUAAUGCAUCACUUCCUUUUUCUUAACUGUUCCGGAAACAUUUCAUCCUCAGUUGUAGUUAUUUAGAGCCAAAGUCUUGCUCAUAUGUAGCAAAGCUUGACAUCACCCUGAUGACCAGGCACAUGAUUAGCACAAGCCCCCGCCCCCCUCCAUUGUUUUUGUCCGCAGGAAGAUAUAUAUUGUAGCUCUGAAUGAUGUGAUUUCAAAACAAAUCUUGUUUCUUAUGACUAUUUUUAUUCAGCUACAGACAAAACUGAAAUCAAGAUGUUUUCUAAAAUGCUGAAUGUAUUUUUUUGAUGUCAUUUUGAUUUAUAUUAAAAUGUCUCAUUUCCCAA